UUAUUAGGUAUGUCAGUACAUUUUCAAUUUUGGAAGUACGGAGGUCAAUUUGCAAGUACUGUACUUCCAAAAUAAGCACGGAUCGGAGCCCUGAUAUAGAAUUAAUAAGGCCGAAAACAAAAUUUAAUAACCUAUAUUUAUCCGUUUUUUAAAAAAUAAAUUAUAUUAAUUUUUAGCAUAUCGAAGCAUCAAAAGACCUUUCUAGAAUGGCGAAGGAAAUUAAAUUAUCUAAAGUUCAAGGACCUAUUAUUUUAAGUGAAAGAGCAGAAAAUAUUAAAAUUGUAGUUGAAAACAACAAUUUAAAAUCCAAGAAAUAUCAACUUUCCAAUAAACACAAUCCAAAAUUGAAGUUUUCUAUUUAUAAUAAACACGUACAUGAGGAAGAAUUUGAUUUUGAAAUUAAGAAAAUUUUUUGAUAAAUUUAUUACUUUUUGACAUUAUUUUUUAUAUUUAUUGUUUCUUUUUUUCUAUAAAGUUAUUUCGUUAUAAAGAAUAUUUUUUUAAAUCUUUUUUUAAUCUUCACACUUUAUUUAUUAAUUCAUCCUUCGACAUAUCUUGCUUUUCAUUCUUACUCUCAUUUUCCUCUUCUCUUCCUUCAUCUUCUUUAAUUUUCUUCUUCCGCUCCUCCUUUUCCGCCAGUUUCCAAUUAAUUUCUUCCUUCUCUUCUUCAUUAUCCUUCUCUUCAUUAAUUUCUUCAAUUAUAGUACUAACUUCUUCCGGUUUACUUGUAGUCAUGUCAUCAUACGGAAUUUUAAAUUU
Meloidogyne enterolobii is the source of this 759-nucleotide messenger RNA. NCBI's taxonomy places the organism in Eukaryota, Metazoa, Nematoda, Chromadorea, Rhabditida, Meloidogynidae. The record is from the annotation of a GenBank genome assembly.